Pisolithus orientalis is the source of this 669-nucleotide messenger RNA. RefSeq names its product 32 kDa-cell wall symbiosis regulated acidic polypeptide. The record is from RefSeq and is a predicted model, not a curated record. NCBI's taxonomy places the organism in Eukaryota, Fungi, Basidiomycota, Agaricomycetes, Boletales, Pisolithaceae. The transcript is spliced from 7 exons. Bases 1 to 669 code for a protein of 222 amino acids.
AUGUCAAAAGAUCGUGGAAAGUAUUUGGGUGAAACCGACAAAGAAGGCGCUGCCACCAUUGGUCGCGUAGUGGUCUCCGAUGAAUCCAACACGGAUGUUGCUAACUCCCUCGAACUUGCCCUUUGCACUGCCGAUCAGCAAGUGGGGUCCGGUGAUAACGAAAAGUACUGGCAAAUAGUUGUCGAGACUCUUACCAAAAUAGGGUGGGUCCAGCAGCAGGCUGAGUGGUCCAAUGAAUAUGUCAACGGUCAAACUGCCGGUGUCGACAACUUUGGUGACUACGUGAAGGCAAAUGUCGAAAAGGAUUCACUUUAUCGUGACGCAGUGAAAUCUGUCGUUUCCAAAGCGAUGGUAUCGCUUCAAAGUCAUGAAGAAAAGCUUCAAUUCUUCCGGCCUUUCACGGCCGAUGGCACAUCUGGGUCCUUUGUUGUGAAUGCGGCAACGGUUACCAACGGAGUACUGACAAUGCGUGUUUCUGCAUUUGCGUUCCAAUGCAGCGCCCCGGUAGAUGAUUAUGUGAUCUCCAGCAUUAAAGACAUCGAAGCCCAAGUGAAUAAACUCGGCGUGAAAGUUAUUCUGUCGCAGAUAGUCAUGAACAACAUUAGAUCGGCCGUCGAGGACAAGUUAAACCAGGAAACCUCUGCGUACAUCCAAAGUCUAGAUAUUUGA